CGCGCAUGCGCACUUUCACAUAACACUUCCUAGUGCCACUGGGCUAGUUAGUUUUGCAUGGACCGGUACCCGGGUGGGUGAAGAUUUAACCUAAGCACCAAUGGAAUGGUCGCAAAUGUAGUACCUCCACUCAUCCUGGACACCGGGGCAUGCAAAACGAACAAACCCAUUGGGACAACAGCCGUACAUUUUUACUCAUUUAUUUUACGUUUAAAUUAGCAAAUACCAGCACUGCAAUGGCAAUUGACUGGCUUGGAUUUGGCUACGCUGCAGCCAUAGUCCUUGGGGGAUUCAUGGGAUACAAGAAAAAAGGUAGUGUCAUGUCACUGAUAGCUGGGCUAUUGUUUGGCAGCAUAGCCACCUAUGGGGCCUUCAUGAUUUCAAAUGACCCAACCAAGACUUUCUACUCCCUCGUUGCCUCAGGAGCGCUGACAAUAGUAAUGGGAAUGAGAUUCAAGAAAUCUGGUAAAAUAAUGCCAGGUGGUAUCAUGGCAGGACUAAGUGUGCUGAUGGUCCUACGACUUCUCUUCAUGAGUGUGAUUGUAAUGUGAUUUGAACAAUACAACAACCAACUAAAGCAAGAUGGAAAAUGUCAUCACAAGGGAUGAAUUUGCAUUUGCACAUUGUUUGUGCUUGCCUAUAUGUAUUAUUCUAAUCAUUCUUAAUGUUUGUACGUUCUUUAAAGAACUUGAUCCUGCAACCUAUGAUCAUAUUGCUGCUUUUAUGUAAUUCCUAAAGUAUGCAGCACUGGGGCAAUGAGUGCACAUACACAAUGACUAAAUGCUAUGUGAAUGGUGAGUAAAAAGGUUGUUACAGUGCCUUGCAAAA
This is a messenger RNA of Salmo salar (Atlantic salmon), 828 nucleotides long. Its product is annotated as transmembrane protein 14A. Gene Ontology annotation, cellular component: mitochondrial membrane. NCBI's taxonomy places the organism in Eukaryota, Metazoa, Chordata, Actinopteri, Salmoniformes, Salmonidae. The record is from RefSeq and is a predicted model, not a curated record. Gene Ontology annotation, biological process: regulation of heme biosynthetic process.